AUGAAUCCACAGGAGCGUCAUGCUAGCAUGCUACGUCUUGCCGAGAGAUAUCAGCUGCUACUAUAUUUUUCGAUGCUGAGGGUGAAAGCUAAGAUCAAGGCACUCCACAGGAACUUCCGAGAGUUCGUCACAUUUCUAGAGACUUUCGGUGUGAACUUGCAGGCGGAAUCCGGACUAGUGACUGUGAAUUCUACGUAUUGGGCUUACGUGGGCCUGGAAACGAACUUGGAAUACUAUUUCCGUCAUGUGGGUUUCCCAUGGUACGAAGAGUGUGUUGAGCUGUGGGAUGUUAGAGGUGCUGCAAGUGUGCUCAUCGAGGCUGGUGAAAGACUGUAUGACCCUAUCAUGUUUGACGACACGGAUGACGAAUAUGAGGCUGCCGGUGACGGCAACGGGGCAGACGGUGGUCAUGGUGCUGAGGUGGCUGUCGGGAAUGAAGACGGUGAUGGGGCCGACGGGGUAGACUACAUGAACGGCACGGCCAACAAGGAGGAGGCCGGGGAGGAAGAAUAUGAGGAAGAGAACGUGGCCGAAGCCGCCGCAGUCGAGUUGGUUGACAUUGAGUCGGACGAGGCACCAGAUGAAAUGGAUAUGGACACAGACGUGGACUCCUGCGUUGACUCCGACUAG
Messenger RNA from Striga asiatica, 630 nucleotides. Lineage: Eukaryota; Viridiplantae; Streptophyta; Magnoliopsida; Lamiales; Orobanchaceae. The record is from the annotation of a GenBank genome assembly.